Molecule: messenger RNA, 2190 nt
Organism: Colletotrichum graminicola M1.001
Lineage: Eukaryota; Fungi; Ascomycota; Sordariomycetes; Glomerellales; Glomerellaceae
Product: C2 domain-containing protein
Exons: 2
Coding region: 1-2190 (729 amino acids)
Biological process (GO): positive regulation of gene expression
Source: RefSeq, a predicted model, not a curated record
AUGUCGACCAUAGACGACCAAAGACCCAACGGGCAUCCGCAUUCCCCGGAUCAGCUGUCAGGACCCGCCGCCGCAAUCUCCACGCCGACGGCGCAUCCAGCCCAGACUUCUGCCGUCCCGCAGCCGACAACAACGAUGCCGACGACGACGACCGCUGAGCCGAGUGGGGGCGUCAACGGCCAUGCAGUCAAUGGGACCACGAAUGGCACCACACCGGUCACGGGCCAUUUAACCAACGGUACGUCGGAUGCGCCUGAAGCCAAUGGCUCGGCACCGAACGGUCACUCGCUGAAUGGCGUGUCCGCCGAGAACCAGUACACUGAUGGAAAUGCCGUCCCAUCAUCAUCAAAUGGUGGGCCAUCAACCAGUGGGCAUGACUUGCCCCAGAACAAGGAGGGAGACCUCGAGAAUAAAAUCGAGGGCCUGCGGAAUCCGGAAGCUAACGGUCACAAGCCACCCGACCAGAAGCAGCAUCAUCAUUCCGGCGAUAUUAAGGGACUAUAUACCGAGGGCAAGGAAAAGGUCAAAGACAAGACGAAGCCGUCCGGCGGCUUCGACACGACCCCGUUGCCCGAUGCCCCUCCGGGAUAUACCGUGAGGUUCAUCUUCCAUAGAGCAAGCAACCUUCCUGCGGCGGACAUCGGCACCAGGUCGUCCGAUCCCUUUAUUCACGCCACUCUCAGAGCGGCCGUGCCAAAACGACACAAGGAGGACCCUGACCUGGUUCACCGCACCGAGACCAAGAGGCGGACCACCGAGCCUGUGUGGAACGAUGAGUGGGUUGUGGCCAACAUCCCCGCUGGAGGAUUCAUCCUCAAAUGCCGUAUUUAUGACGAGGACUGGCCCGACCAUGAUGACCGCCUUGGCAAUGUCACAGUCAGAGUCCCCUACGUCGGCGAGGACUGGAAGGGGUAUCCGCAGCCGGGUCAGGAGUUCGUGGCCAAGAAGCGCAUGGGUAGUAAACGAGCCUACCUCGUCAAGGCCAUCACCAGCCAUUUCGACCCGCGGACGGACAUGUCGCCAAGGCUGUGGAUCAGCAUGGAAGUCUUGGGGAAGUCGGACCCGCCGUAUGCGCAUAUGUACACCAUCGGUCCUACCUCGUACUUCAAACAUUUCAGUCCCAUGAUUGGGCGGCUCACCGGAAUCAAGGUCAACAGGGACGAGGAGGCCGACGCCCGCUCUGACUUGUUCGAAGAGUCCCAGGGCAAGGGCAAGGACAAGGACGGCAAGAAGACGACAAAAUACGACUUCCAAUCCAACGAGAUGCAACUAUCGGGGCCGGUGCCUCCCGAGCUGUACCACCGCUACGUCGAGUUCAGGCCCAUGAUCGGGUUGAUGUUUGCCAAGAGCGGCUUGAGAGGCAGGAUUCUCAACAAGGCGUUGCACAAGCAGCAUAGCAGAGUCUACAACUUUGACAGUUCGACCGAGUACGGCGUUUUUAGGGCCCGCUCGGAAGAGGCUGCCCUUCAGUUCCUCAAGCUGGUACACUUUGAUGAGGGGGGUCGGAUAUUCACUUACGUGCUGACGCUCGACGGCGUGUUCCGCUUCACCGAGACGGGCAAGGAGUUCAGCAUCGACAUGUUAAGCAAGCACACCAUGCAUAGCGACGUCGAGACCUACAUUGCAUGCUCGGGCGAGUUCUUCGUUCGCCGGCUGGAGAAGCCCGACGCGUCAGACGACCCAGAGCCCGAUGAGAGGACACAUCCGUCGGAGGAGCUCCCCGACGGGCCGCCGAACGCCCACCCUCCCCACAACCCGUCGUACUAUCAGCUGUUCAUCGACAACGAUUCAGGAACGUACAGGCCGGACAAGUCUAUCCUACCCAAGCUCAAGGAGUUCUUGGAAGCAAACCUCCCCGGACUGGGCAUCGUGGUCAUGCACUGCGAGAACGAGGAGCUCCAGAAGCUCAAGAAGGAGCAGGUGGAGGCCAAGAAGAAGGAGGGCAGGAUGGUCAACAUGGUGCUCAACCGCAGCCCGAGCUCGAGUUCGAUGAGCUCGAACGAGAGUGCGCUGCAGCGCAUGGAAGAGGCGGGCGAGAACGGCGCGCCGGUGAAGAGCACGACGCAGAAGGCGCUGGACGCUCUGGAGGACCCGGGCACCUUGAAGAAGAUGCUGAAGCCCGGUAACCAUGGGCACGGCAACGGCCAUGGCCACUCGCAUGGGGAGGGCGAGAGUUCGACUGCACACUGA